AAAGCAACUAUCAGCCCUGUGGCUUUCCUCCCUAGGCCCCUGCAGUCAGCUGGGCUCCAGGCCUUUGCCCGGCAGCAGGCCCUGGAGAGGAGGGCGGGGCUGGUUGCUAAGGUUUCAGGUGGUGUAGAUCCGGAAGCAGGAAGCAGUGAGUUCCCAGGACCUACCUGGUUUACGGGAGAGGGUGCCACUAGAGGCAGGCAGGGGCACUGGAAGUAGCCUUGCUGGGAGAGAGGAGGUAGCUGAGAUGGGACUCUCUGCUGAGGAGCUGAAGCAGGAGCUCGAGGCAACUGCAGAGGAAGUACUGGGGAGACUGAAGAGCCGGCAGCUGUUCCAGUCUGAAUGGGACAUCGCUGCCUUUGCAGUCUUUCUCACGUUUGUGGGCACUGUGGUGUUGCUGCUGUUGCUGGUUGUUGUCCACUGCUGCUGUUGCUGCUGCUGCAGCACCUCCCCUAGGCCCCGGAAGGAAAAGCCCAAGGGCGUGGAUAACUUGGCCCUGGAACCUUAAUGCUAGCUCACCCUUGGCACGGGUCCUGCUGGAUGACAUUAACAGAGCCAAUGUUUGCCAGA
Messenger RNA from Mastomys coucha (southern multimammate mouse), 567 nucleotides. It is a transcript of the gene Smim22, whose product is annotated as small integral membrane protein 22. Gene Ontology annotation, biological process: regulation of cell population proliferation. The record is from RefSeq and is a predicted model, not a curated record. Bases 245 to 505 code for a protein of 86 amino acids. NCBI's taxonomy places the organism in Eukaryota, Metazoa, Chordata, Mammalia, Rodentia, Muridae. The transcript has 4 exons.